Molecule: messenger RNA, 1758 nt
Organism: Brettanomyces bruxellensis
Lineage: Eukaryota; Fungi; Ascomycota; Pichiomycetes; Pichiales; Pichiaceae
Exons: 1
Coding region: 1-1758 (585 amino acids)
Biological process (GO): xenobiotic detoxification by transmembrane export across the plasma membrane
Cellular component (GO): membrane
Molecular function (GO): xenobiotic transmembrane transporter activity; antiporter activity
Source: RefSeq, a predicted model, not a curated record
AUGAUCAUAACAACUUCAAAUGAGCAACAGCCUCUUCUGCGAGGGCCGAGCUCAUCAUCAUCUUCAAUAGCUUCCCAUCUGGACGGAAGCCAGUACGGAUCGCUAUCGCAAAAUGCUGACAAUACUUUGAGUCGCGAUGUUUCAUGGAAUGCAACUGCUGAAGAGGAGAAUUUCAUCCAGCUUCGAAGAGGGGUGUCUGUUACUUCUCCUAGAAUGCAACAUCUUGGAUUGACAAUGUCGAAGGACCCGGAAGACGGGCGGCUUUUGGAAGUGGAGGCGUCUCUAGCACCAGAGGUGAGGAUGAUAACAAAGAUGUCCAUUCCUCUAAUCAUCACUUUCCUAUUGCAGUACUCGUUAACCGUGGCAUCUGUUUACGCAGUUGGAAAUUUGGGUGCUGACGAAUUGGCGGCAGUCUCACUUUCCAAUUUAUUGGCCAGCAUUUCCUCUUAUGGAAUAAUCCAGGGAACAGCAUCCGCUCUAUCAACACUCUGUCCCCAGGCGUACGGCCGAAAGGAUUAUAAAACAGUGGGCCUCCAGUCUCUUAGAUGUGCAUGCCUUUUAUUGAUAAUCUACAUCCCGAUCUUCGCCGUCUGGUACUGGGGGUCCUAUCCGAUUCUCAACUUCUUGGCCCCCGGUAUCAAGGCCACCUACUUGGCUUCCAGAUAUCUAAGGAGGCUUUCCUUUGGUGUUCCCGGCUUUAUUGUUUUCGAAGUCACCAAACAGUAUCUUCAGGCUCAGGGAAUCUUUCAUGCUUCCACGUGCGUCUUGGCGUUCUGCGCCCCGUUGAACGUGGCCCUCAAUAUUACAUUGGUCUGGGACAAGCACAUAGGAAUGGGAUUUGAAGGGGCACCAACAGCAGUUUCCAUCAUUAACUGGCUUAUGGCCAUCAUGCUCGUUUUAUACGCUGUAUUUAUCAACGGUUACCAGUGUUGGUGUGGCUUCUCGAAAGAGGUGUUUAAGCAUUGGGGAAGAUUGCUAACUCUUGCCGGUCCAGGCGUUCUUAUGAUUGAAGCCGAGUGGCUGGCAUUCGAGAUAAUUGCCAUUGCAUCGUCUCGUUUCGGCACUGUGGCUCUAGCUGCACAAUCCAUCGUUGCUACAACUUGCGUCACCGUCUAUCAAAUUCCAUACGCAAUCUCCGUUGCUGCCUCCACAAGAAUUGCCUGGUAUAUUGGGUCUGCAUCUGAGGCUGCUGCACAUACUGCCACAAACGCCUCACUGAUAGUGGCAACGGGCUUGGGAUUCGUGAAUGCAUUCUCCUUGGCCGCAUUAAGAACGUACACAGCCAGGCUAUUCACUCACGAUGAAGAUGUUAUUGUGUUGGCAUCGAGAGUUCUUUUGGUAGGAGCCGCUUAUCAGCUGGGUGACGUUCUCAGUUGUGUUGCUGGAGGAAUAUUGAGGGGCCAGGGAAGACAGUAUAUUGGCGGAUGGCUAAAUCUCACAUGCUACUACGUGAUUGCCCUACCCGUGUCAUACUACUGUGGUUUCCAUCUGAAGUUGGGGCUACCAGGCUUGUGGCUGGGUAUGGUUGUUGCAUUGGGCACAAUUUCAAUUGGUGCUGUUAUUGCUGUUCUUACCACCAACUGGCGUGUGCUCAUUCAGAAGUCAGUUGAAGAUGGUCUGAGUGAUUAUCAACGGACUAUUUGCUCGGAUUCAACCAGCAUCCUCUCUAGAAAUGAUAGAUCAGUUGCUGCUCGUGUCAGUCACAAUAUGCUCUCUCCUGUUGCCUCUGCAAGCGGUGCUGAAAUUAUGGCUUCCUAG